Messenger RNA from Nymphaea colorata (pocket water lily), 2238 nucleotides. RefSeq names its product probable nucleolar protein 5-2. The record is from RefSeq and is a predicted model, not a curated record. Bases 189 to 1934 code for a protein of 581 amino acids. NCBI's taxonomy places the organism in Eukaryota, Viridiplantae, Streptophyta, Magnoliopsida, Nymphaeales, Nymphaeaceae. Gene Ontology annotation, cellular component: small-subunit processome; box C/D methylation guide snoRNP complex. The transcript has 10 exons. Gene Ontology annotation, molecular function: snoRNA binding.
CUCUUCUUCUUCUUCAAUACUCUGCGUCCGACCUUUUACCAGAAUUUCUUUUGCCCGUUGAGGCUUCCUCCCAAGCAACGUGCGUCUCCUCCUCUUCAUCUUCGCAUCUCAGAAGCGGCUCCCCUUCCUCUGAGCAUACCUCUCUGCCGGUGAUAGGUGUCGGGAAGGGCGAAGCAACCUGAGGCGAAAUGCUGGUUCUUUUUGAGACCCCGACGGGGUUUGCUCUCUUCAAGGUCUUGGAUGAGGGGAAGCUCUCCCAAGUAGAGGAUUUAUGGAAUGAUUUUACAACUCCAGAAUCGGCCAGAAAGGUGGUGAAGCUAAAGGCGUUUCAGAAGUUUGAGAACGUCCCAGAUGCAUUGAGCUCGGCCACUUUUCUCAUUGAUAGUAAGCCGAGCAAGGCUCUGCGCAAGUUCCUGCGUGCCAAUUGUGUUGGUGAAGAAUUGGCUGUCGCGGAUGCAAAGCUCGGAGGCAUCAUAAAGGAGAAAUUGGAAAUAGAGUGCGUACACAACAGCGCAGUAAUGGAACUGAUGAGGGGAGUCAGAAAUCAAUUGAACGAACUCAUAGCAGGACUAGAUGUGCAAGAUUUCAGUCGAAUGAGUUGUGGUCUGGCAAGGAGCCUGUCAAGAUACAAGCUGAAGUUCAGCCCAGACAAGUUGGAUACUAUGAUUGUUCAAGCUAUUGGCUUACUGGAUGAUCUUGAUAAAGAGCUUAAUACUUAUGCCAUGAGGGUGCGUGAAUGGUAUGGCUGGCAUUUUCCGGAGCUCGUAAAGGUUAUUCCGGACAAUAUUCUUUAUGCCAAGACAGUAAAGCUCAUGGGCAACCGCUCCAAUGCUGCAAAUCUUGAUUUUUCUGAGAUAUUACCUGAAGAGACUGAAGCUAAUUUGAAGGCCGUGGCUAUGAUAUCAAUGGGCACAGAAGUCAGUGACCUUGACUUGAUCAAUAUUAAGUCCCUCUGUGAACAAGUGUUAUCUCUUUCAGAGUAUAGAGCUACACUGUAUGAUUAUUUGAAAAAUAGAAUGAACACCAUAGCCCCAAAUCUCACUGCCCUUGUUGGGGAACUUGUUGGAGCUCGUCUCAUAGCACAUGGAGGUAGCUUGUUAAACUUGGCAAAACAGCCAGGAAGCACUGUCCAGAUUCUUGGUGCUGAGAAGGCUCUAUUUAGAGCACUGAAGUCGAAACAUGCAACACCAAAGUAUGGGCUGCUAUUCCAUGCCUCUUUGAUUGGGCAAGCAGCACCUAAGUUCAAAGGUAAAAUAUCUAGAUCACUCGCCGCAAAGACUGUGCUAGCAAUCAGAUAUGAUGCACUUGGAGAAAAUCAAGAUGCUUCUAUGGGUCUUGAAAACCGUGCAAAGCUUGAAGCCCGUUUGAGGAAUUUGGAAGGUAGGGAACUGGGACAUUCAGCUGGAUCUACUAAAGGAAAGCCCAAGAUUGAACCCUAUAGCCAAGAUCGCAAGGCAGGCUCUGGAGCAUUAUUAAUGGCUGCAAAGACUUAUAAUCCAGCAUCAGACUCUGUUCUUGGGAAGACAGUGGAAAAUGAAAAUGCGCCAGCUGAUGAGCAUGCAGAAGUUCCAACGAAGAAGAGGAAACAUGAAAAGGUUAAAGCAGCAGAAGACUCUGAAAGAGGAGUUGAUGUGGCAAACCUUGACCAGGAAGACGGAGUGGCAACUCCUGAAAAAAAGAAGAAGAAAAAGAAGCAUCAAAAGGAAGAGAGCUCAAAGGUGGAGGAAGUUUCUGCUCCGAAGGAGGAAGAAGACACCGGAAAAGAGAAGAAAAAGAAGAAAAAGCAUGCCACAUCAGAGGAAGAUCAAACUGCGAAGCCAGAGGAAGAAGGCGGUUUAAAGAAGAAAAAGAAAAAGAAAGAUGAAGCUGCUGAGCCAGAACAGAACGAUGGAGAAAAAAAGAAGAAAAAGAAGAAGAAAAACAGAGAUGACUGAGCUUUUCCACAAAACUGAGAUGGCAUAGCUUGCAGCACAACAUACGAUGUGGCAUAAGGUGCACGUUGCUGCUUCAUUUUUCGCGUGAUGCCUCCGGUUAAGUUUUAAUGCAAAAUUUCAUGUAUCGCUCCUUAGUUUCAUAUUUUAUAGGUACCUGUUCUCAUUUUUGCUGCAUGUUACUGUUAGUUUCAUUGCCCAGAUCCAAAUGGGUAGAGAAUAUUUAUGAACAGGAUGAGAAUGUUUUUUGGAUUAAAAUCUGUUAAAAUCUUUUUGCAAGUAUAUAUAUAAUAUUCCGGGUUCCUCA